Molecule: messenger RNA, 252 nt
Organism: Peromyscus californicus insignis
Lineage: Eukaryota; Metazoa; Chordata; Mammalia; Rodentia; Cricetidae
Product: defensin alpha-like protein 1
Exons: 2
Coding region: 1-252 (83 amino acids)
Biological process (GO): defense response to Gram-negative bacterium; antimicrobial humoral immune response mediated by antimicrobial peptide; cellular response to lipopolysaccharide
Cellular component (GO): extracellular matrix
Source: RefSeq, a predicted model, not a curated record
AUGAAGACACUUGUCCUCCUCUCUGCCCUUGUCCUGCUGGCCUACCUGACCCAGGCUGAUCCUUUCCCAGAAGCAACUGAGGAGACUAAAAAUGAGGAUCAGCCAGGGGUAGAGGACCAGAAUGUGUCCAUCUCCUUUGGAGGCCCAGAAGGCUCUGCUCUUCAAGAUGCAGAACGCAUCAGUGGGUCCCAAAACACAUGUGUUCUGCUGCAGCUGAGCAUGGAAAGCAGAAACAACAAGAUGACCAUCUGA